AUGACUGACGAUAGCGCUGAUGCUCACAAUGCUUGCAUGAUAAAGGAGGUGGUAGGGCCCACAAGGGUACGGUGCUCCAAAUGUAACUUGAAACAACUUCUUAAGACCAAUCUGACAUCUCUUUUACUAAUGGCGGGUGUGUUUUCUGGAGUAAUCGUCGGUGUGACGUUGAAGAUCGCCGGGAAGAAGUUGAGUCAAAAAGAGAUCACGUACUUCAAGUUUCCCGGCGUGCUUUUCCUACAAAUGAUGAAGAUGGUGAUGAUCCCAGUUGUCGUGUCGAGUCUGUUAACCGCCACUGCCGAUUUUGAUAUCCGGUCAUCCGGUAAGAUCAGUCUCCGUGCCCUCGUCUAUUAUCUUGUCACCUUUGUCAUCGCCUCGUUACUGGGCGUUUUGCUCUGCGUUGUGAUAAAGCCAGGACAAACUGUAUCGUCGGAUGCAAAGACAAAUGGGAUGCCUAAUCCUACAGGAUCACCACUGUACGCUUUCAUGGAUCUAUUUAGGUAUGCGCCGGUGGGCACAGGGUUUCUGAUCGCAGCCACGUUUGCCAGCCUUCCAAACUUGAAUGAGAGUCUCCAGAGUCUGUUAGUGUUUACCCUGGUGGUUAUCGUCGGCCUCUUUAUCCAUGGUUUUCUUCUGCUCCCUUUGCUGUAUCUGGUUAUCGUCCGUAAAAAUCCUUACACCUUUAUCAAGAAUGUCAUUCCUGCCCUGCUGUUGGGAUUCGGGUCAGAAUCCAGCGGAGUGACCCUUCCAGUGACAAUUCGGUGUCUAGAAGAAAAAAAUCAGGUCGAUCCUCGGGUGACUCGGCUUCUCUCCUCUGUCGGGGCCACAAUAAACAUGGACGGUAUUUGUCUGUAUUUCACCAUGAUGACCAUCUUUAUUGCCCAGUUGGAGGGCAUUACCCUUAAUGUGGGCCAGCUAGUAACUGCAAGUCUGCUCGCCAUGUCCACAGCGGUCGGCAUCGGCUGUGUACCCGGCGGACAUGUAGUCUAUAUGACCAUGGUUCCAGCGGCUCUACAACUUCCCGUACACAAUAUCAGUUUGCUGUUCGCCGUAGAUUGGCUCCUAACUCGCUGCAGGACUGUUGUCAACAUUUUAGGAGACUGUUUUGGCGCAGGUAUCGUGGACUCGUUGUCCUCGAGAGAAUUACAUGUGACGAGUGAGUUAUCUUCCCUGGCCAUAGGGGAGAUACAAGAUGAAUUUGACACGGACCAUGCUGUGCGCAAUAUCGACGUCGAGGAGAAAAACAGUUCCACUGGUGAUCGCUGA
Molecule: messenger RNA, 1266 nt
Organism: Liolophura sinensis
Lineage: Eukaryota; Metazoa; Mollusca; Polyplacophora; Chitonida; Chitonidae
Product: excitatory amino acid transporter 3-like
Exons: 5
Coding region: 1-1266 (421 amino acids)
Biological process (GO): L-glutamate transmembrane transport
Cellular component (GO): plasma membrane
Molecular function (GO): neutral L-amino acid transmembrane transporter activity; glutamate:sodium symporter activity; L-glutamate transmembrane transporter activity
Source: RefSeq, a predicted model, not a curated record